AUGUAUCAUGUAAAACCAGUAGUUGUGGACACUGAUUGUGACAUAGUUCAUACUGAUAACAUGUACAAAGCAAGUGUUGUAGAACAGCUAACUCCAACGGCAAGUGGUGGUAAUCCUCCCGAUAAGUUAGCCUGUUAUUUUACUAACAAAUCCGGUGCCAGAUCGAAACUAGGUCAAGUCUUAGACAGCGGGGCUCAGCAACAAGAGCAUAAAUCAGAAGGCUUCAACCAGACAGCGGAGGAAGAUACAUUCAAAGCCGCUGUAAAUACUGAAAGACCCAACGAGAUGAAACUCGAUAGAUACAUCAUUAGGAAGGUGGCACCUGCUUCCAAACUUGGUAAAUGCCUUCAUUCACAGCGGGAGAGUGGGAGCCCUUCUGAUCAACACUCGGGGCUUCUUCAUCGUCUUAAACAAAUGGAGCGGGUGUUGGAUAGUCUCCUCUUUCCAAUGGGUCUUGUUAAGUCUAGCUUGCACGUCUCAUCAUUACCGAAACCUACUGUUCAGCCAUCUAAGCAUGUUGAAAAACCUAACAAUGUACUGGUUUCCCUUCCCAUAUCGGAUUCGGUGUCUUCUUGCGCUUCGAGUCACAUGGAUGCAGACACGAAGUUGCUUCAUCGACUCAAAGUACUAGACAAGGAGCUGGAUAGCCUCCUCGUCCCGAUGGGUAUCACGGAACCUUGCACACAUGUCUCACCGGCAAACCUCAUAGUUAGCAAGGGUUCCGAGCCUUCGGCUCAACCAACCGACCAUGGGAAGAAGCCAAACACCGCACCGAUCUCUGUUCCUGUGAUCGGCCUCACGUCUUCCUGCGCUUCGUCUUCCAAGAGCCACACUGAUUAUGAUACAAUGUUGGUUCAUCGUCUCGAGGGAUUGGAUCGAGUGCUAGAUGGUCUUCUUGUUCCGAUGGGUCUUGUUAAAUCCACCGAGCAUGUCCCGCCUUCAAAACUCAUCGGUGGCAGAAUUCUUGAACCCUCUACUCAAUUAACUAAAUAUGUUCAGAAGCCAGCUAUCGCUCUGAUCUCUGCACCCGUGACCAAAUUGGUGUCCUCUCCUCCUCCAUCCCUCGUCGACCUCGCAAUUCACUGCGAUCCCAAAAAUCCACCUUUUGCGAUCCUCCUCUACAGCAAGUUGCAAAACUUGGGAGGUCGUAAUAUCUCGCUACAGUUUUACAAACACUCGACUCUCACGUCCAUCCCAAAACACUUGUCUCAGUUGGAGAAUUUCUUUGUCGGUCAACCACGUUCUUCCUCCGCUGAGUUAAUUCUUUCCGUGAUUUGGCGACCCUGUGCCUUAGGUUGUAUGGCCAUUUCGAAUCCUUUCACUGACCUCCCGCUCUAUGGCGAGACAGCUAUUUUAAUGUUUCUCUGUAGUCUCUCGUCCGACUUUGCAAAAACUUUUCAAAAUCUGUCCAGUAUUGACUCUGCUGUUCUUACCAAAAAUGUGGAUCUUCUCGUAGAUUGUGUCGAGAAGUUUGGGAAAACAGGGACCGAGUCCUUCUCGAUUGAAGAGAUCUCGCUUUUUGUCUUCUGUGAGGUGGCUGGAUUGUCUUCUCUAGUGCAAGGAGCCUCCAAGUCCUGGUUCAGUCGGUGUAUGUCGAACGAAUAUUUCGCCAAGACAAAAAAGAUUAUCAAUCAGUAUCACUAA
Molecule: messenger RNA, 1644 nt
Organism: Hydatigera taeniaeformis
Lineage: Eukaryota; Metazoa; Platyhelminthes; Cestoda; Cyclophyllidea; Taeniidae
Source: the annotation of a GenBank genome assembly